This is a messenger RNA of Ambispora leptoticha, 2367 nucleotides long. The record is from the annotation of a GenBank genome assembly. NCBI's taxonomy places the organism in Eukaryota, Fungi, Glomeromycota, Glomeromycetes, Archaeosporales, Ambisporaceae.
AUGGACGCUAAUUCCAAUUUUUCAGUUUCAGACGUGUGUGACGCGCACUGUCACCCACAGUACGAUAAAGAAAAUCUCGACGCGAUUGCGAAUUUGAACAUUGCAAAGCUGUGUGUUAUGGGAACUAAUUCGCACGAUUUGGAUACUGUUUCGGAGUUGUCGAAAAAGUUCCCGAAUAAGGUGAUUCCAUGUUUUGGUUUUCAUCCGUGGUACGCACAUACACUAACACUUCAAGAAGGAAAGGUAGAUAAAAAUUCACACUAUCGCACCGUAUUUCAACCAACACCAACCGCGACCACAAUUAAUAAUGACAAGGAUGAUCAACUUGACGCCUUGAUUCCCCUCCUUGAAGAACCAAUAAUAUUCAAAGAGUGCCUAAACAAACUGGAAUCUCUUCUCAAAACACAUACAUCUGCACUAGUCGGUGAAAUAGGAUUAGACAAAUCUGCGCGUCUAAAACAUCCGGAAACCCUAAAGCUCACCGUCUAUCAGUCAAACAUUCAGCAUCAACUCGCAUUAUUCGAAGCGCAAUUCGAUAUUGCGGCAAAGUAUCAACGAGCAAUCAGUGUACAUUGCGUUCAGACAACAGGUUACAUAGCUGAUUUGAUUCAACGUAAGAUCAAACAACAGCAAGAACAAGAAAAGGAGGACAAUAAGAGCCCGCAACCACUCUUACCUCCACGUAUUUGUUUGCAUUCUUACGGUGGAUCUGUCGACACGAUAAGAAGUCUCACAAAGAAACCAAGUAAACGGCAAUUAAAGAAACAAAAUAAGAUCACCUCUUCCGCUGAUAAUCGAACAAUAUCAAAAUCUAAUGAGGAAUGUGAAAUCUAUAUCUCUUUUAGCAGUGUAAUUAACGGACGUUACGCGAGAUUAGGCGAACUGAUUAAAGCGGUUCCAGAUGAUAGACUUUUGAUCGAGAGUGAUUUGAAUUCUCCAAUUGAAAUUGAAGAUCACAUGAAAAGAAUUAUCGAGAUCGUUAGUGAGGUUAAAGCAGAUAUGGCAGCAGUAGAACCUACUAAAGCACAGAUACAAGAAAUCUUUCAAAAGUUUACCGCUCAACGAGCAAAUAAGGUUUGCUUUGACUGCAACGCUAGAAAUCCUACCUGGUCAAGUGUCACCUUUGGAAUCUAUCUUUGCUUAGAUUGUUCUUCCGUUCAUCGAAAUUUGGGGGUUCACAUUAGCUUUGUGAGAUCAAUUUCCCUAGACUCUUGGACAUGGGACCAGCUUCGGGUGAUGAAAAUGGGUGGAAAUAUUGCGGCCACAGAGUACUUUGCAAAACAUGGGAAUUCGUCAACUAUAAAUAAAAAAGACGUGAAAUCAAAGUAUACUUCACGAGCUGCGUUGAAAUACAAAGAGGAAUUAUUAAGAAGAGCUAAAGAAGAUGCUAUAAAGCAUCCUGAAUUUGACGUGGCAGUAGAGCAUAACGAAGACGAUCAUCAACAAUCAAAUUCUGCAAAAGAUGACUUUUUCGAAAAACUUGAAACAAAACCCAUAAUAAACACUGCAGAACAAAAUCCUCCCCAAAGUUCUACUACUCCUAAUACAACAGCAUCCGCUGUUACUACGACGACAACUAUCUCUCAAAAAACCUCAACUACCUCCUCCAAUCGUAAACCAAAUUUCGCACGCAAUAAAACACAAGGUCCCAAAAAAAAUAAGUUAGGAUUAGGCGCCAAUGCCGAGUUUCCUCUUAAAGAUGAAAAAGAUAGUAAAAAGCCAGAUUUUUUGGAUGACAAAGGAUUAACUUUCAAUCCUCGUAUAAUAUAUAAUGAAUUAGCUUACAAUCCUGAGGGCAAUGCUAGUAAUAAUGAUGGAAGCGGAUCAAUAUCUUACAAAAGUAAUAGUUUCGAGAUUGAUAGGCUUGGGAUGGGUGUUUCUAGAUUGGGAUUUGGAACUGUUGCGUCUGUUGACAAUAAAGCAUCAAAGACCGGAGAUGUAAAUACAAGAUUUGUUGGAUUUGGGUCUACAGGCUUCAACGACGAUGAUAAUUCCAAAGGUGAUAUGGAUGCCGACUCUGAAUAUGCACGACAAAAAUUUGGUAAUCAGAAAGCAAUCUCCUCCGACCAAUACUUUGGUCGUAACCAAUACGAUCCGGAAUCAUUGUCGCUCGCUUCUGACCGACUUCGACAAUUCGAAGGCGCCUCAUCGAUAUCGUCCAGCCAAUACUUUGGUCGUGAAGAGGAGGAAUCUUCACGUUCAGAAAAUAUCGAUUUUAGUACCUACCAAGUAAACGCCACCGAAUUUGCACGAAAGUUUAUUGGACAAGCGGCCGCGGAUUAUGAUACUAUAAAGACCAUGGUGGACAAAGGAAGUGAAAAAUUAAAAGAUUACAUUCAAGAGCUUCAGCAACGGGUUAAUUAUUAA